AUGGAGAAGUUGGUGUACGCGCUAGUGCAUGCAUCCCGAAAACUACGACCUUACUUUCAACCACACAAGGUAGAGGUCAGAACCGCGUACCCUCUUCGACAGAUCAUGCACAAGCCAGAAGUCAUAGGCAAAAUGAUGAAAUGGGCAGUCGAGUUAAGACAAUUCGACCUUGACUAUAAACCGAGAACGGCCAUCAAAGGGCAGGCCCUAGCGGACUUUAUCUUGGAAUCCCCAGAAGAUGGUGAGAACUCCGGCCUGUUAAUCAAAUAUGACCCUGACUUACUUUCACAACCGGGUGCCCCCGAAGAAGGUAUUCCUGAGCUUUGGUGGGUAUUGCACACCGACGGGGAAGUAAACAACGAUGGAGCAGGUGCAGGUAUAGUGUUGGUGAACCCCGAAGGACAUAGGCUCUUAAAUGCGAUUCACUUCACCUUCCAAUUAUCUAACAAUGACGCGGAAUAUGAGGCGUUGGUUGGAGGCCUGAAACUAGCUCUCGAGAUGAAGGCGAGACGCCUCGUGGUAAAGCUUGACUCGAUGUUGGUGGUGGGGCACAUCAAAGGAGGAUAUCAAGCUAAGGGACCUAAGACGGCUAUGUAUCUCAGAUGCGUCCAGAGGUUGCUAGAUCAGUUCGAGGAGGUUCAAGUGAAUAGGGUACCUCGGGAAUUCAAUGGAGAUGCCGACGCCUUAGCAAAGUUAGGAUCUCAGAAAGACGCAGCCGUGUUGGGGGUGAUUCACUUGGAAAUCCAGGAGAUACCUAGCAUCCCGGAGUUAGAUGUCAUGGAAGUGGAAGGUAACGCUAAGGGUCCAACAUGGAUGACCCCUAUAUGGGAGUUCAUCAAAGAAGGAAAAUUACCCGAAAAUAAGGCUGAAGCUCGGAGGCUAAGAUACAAAGCAGCCAGGUAUGUGGAAUAUAAUGGCAAACUAUAUAAGAGGGGCUUCAACCAACCAUUACUGAAGUGUAUAGACGGUGAUGAGUGCACCUAUGUGAUGAGGGAGGUCCACGAAGGCAUAUGUGGGAAUCACUCGGGAGGCAACUCGUUAGCUAUGAAGAUUCUGAGACAAGGGUACUACUGGCCUACCUUAAGGAGUGACGCUUUCAACUUCGCCAGAGCAUGUGAUAAGUGCCAACGGUUCGCCAACUUUACCCAUAACCCAGCCCAUCCUUAA
Messenger RNA from Daucus carota subsp. sativus, 1167 nucleotides. RefSeq lists its product as uncharacterized. Bases 1 to 1167 code for a protein of 388 amino acids. Lineage: Eukaryota; Viridiplantae; Streptophyta; Magnoliopsida; Apiales; Apiaceae. The record is from RefSeq and is a predicted model, not a curated record. The transcript has a single exon. Gene Ontology annotation, molecular function: RNA-DNA hybrid ribonuclease activity; nucleic acid binding.